AUGACACCCACAGAAUUCACAAGCCCCGACCCUGGUCUGCCCGAUGACUUCAGCUAUGACUCCACGUCUUCCAUGGAUGACUACGCGAACUUCAACUUCACGGACCUCUUCUGUCAGAAGAGCAACGUCAGGCAGUUUGCGAGCCACUUCCUGCCGCCCUUGUACUGGCUCGUGUUCCUCGUGGGCUCCGUGGGCAACAGCCUGGUCAUCCUCGUCUACUGGUACUGCACCCGGGUGAAGACCAUGACCGACACGUUCCUGCUGAACCUGGCAAUCGCCGACCUCCUCUUCCUCGCCACGCUUCCCUUCUGGGCCAUCGCCGCCGCCGACCAGUGGCGAUUCCAGACCUUCAUGUGCAAGGCGGUGAACAGCAUGUACAAGAUGAACUUCUACAGCUGCGUGCUGCUGAUCAUGUGCAUCAGCGUGGACAGGUACAUCGCCAUCGCCCGCGCCAUGCGCGCGCAGACCUGGAGGCAGAGGAGGCUGCUGUACAGCAAGAUGGUUUGCGUCGCCGUCUGGGUGGUGGCCGCCGCUCUCUGCGUCCCGGAGAUCCUCUACAGCCAAGUCAAGGAGGAGGCCAACGCCACCAUCUGCGCCAUGGUGUACCCUCGCGACGACAGCACCAGACUGAAGUCGGUGGUCUUGACCCUGAAGGUGAUCCUGGGCUUCUUCCUGCCCUUUGUGGUCAUGGCCUGCUGCUACACCAUCAUCAUCCACACGCUGACCCAAGCCAAGAAGUCCUCCAAGCACAGGGCCCUGAAGGUGACCGUCACCGUCCUUACCGUCUUCGUCCUCUCUCAGUUCCCCUACAACUGCAUCCUGCUGGUGCAGACCAUCGACGCCUAUGCCGUGUUCAUCUCGAGCUGUGCCGUUUCCAGCCACCUGGACAUCUGCUUCCAGGUCACGCAAACCAUUGCCUUUUUCCACAGUUGCCUGAACCCCGUGCUCUACGUUUUUGUGGGCGAGAGGUUCCGCCGGGAUCUUGUGAAAACCCUGAAGAACCUGGGCUGCAUCAGCCGGGCUCAGUGGGUCUCCUUUACAAGGAGAGAGGGCAGCUUGAAGCUGUCGUCGAUGUUGCUGGAGACGACCUCGGGAGCUCUCUCCUUCUGAGGGACCUUCUUUCUCGCUGAGGUGGAAGUGACAAUAAAUACAGACACAGCUUCCCCACCCACGGGACCAGAGGGACACCAAAGAAGAGAAAGGAAGCGAGAAAGAGGAAAGUCAGAAAGGAAUGAAUUGGAACAUUAUUAGCCUGAGUCAGAAUUCGCCAAGGCAGAGUUUCCAGAAACUCCCUGGCAGUCCCAGGAUGUUGACUGGCUCCUGGCGGCGAUGCCUGUGACUUUCGAAGGACUGAUCGGCAGUGCUGCAGACGAGCCUGGCCGCCCUCGGCCCCAGCAUGGCCCUCUGACCUCUGGAGGAGGCGCCUGAGAGCCUCACAGUGCUCUCAGCUCUGCAGCCACCCCUUCCGAAGGAAACAGAAGCACUGGCCACUGUAUACAGUCCACGGAAGCACAAGGUUUCAUGAGAACUCUCACCUCUGGGGAGUUUCUGUCCUGGUUUUGAAGCUGAUGCCUGUGCCAGGUCUUAGAGAUUCUUAAUCUAGAAUCUUUCCAACCUCAGGUCUAGUUUCCCUCUGGUCUCCUCGAUCUGUUCUGGGCCAGGGAGGGUCCUUGUGCCUGUUUUGAAACUAUCUGCAGGACUGGUCGGUGGGCCCCAGGGCAACCGACCAUCCCAGCAAGCCACCCGGAUUCUGUAGGCUCCCAGCCCAUCCCUGUGUCCUGCUGGAGCUUCUGCGAUUCCACACCUGCCCGCGGGCUGAUGCGGGCGAGG
This is a messenger RNA of Miniopterus natalensis, 1830 nucleotides long. It is a transcript of the gene CCR9, whose product is annotated as C-C motif chemokine receptor 9. Lineage: Eukaryota; Metazoa; Chordata; Mammalia; Chiroptera; Miniopteridae. The record is from RefSeq and is a predicted model, not a curated record. Gene Ontology annotation, molecular function: C-C chemokine receptor activity; C-C chemokine binding. Gene Ontology annotation, cellular component: membrane; external side of plasma membrane. Gene Ontology annotation, biological process: positive regulation of cytosolic calcium ion concentration; immune response; calcium-mediated signaling.